AGAAAAUGGCGGCUCUCGGACGGCUCACUCAAGCGCUCCUGAGGUCCUCUCUGACCCAGAGCAGGCGUCAGCUUUCUGCUACUGCUGGACACGGCGAGGACGCAGCCAGGACAUGGAAGAUCCUCAGCUUUGUGGUUGCCCUGCCUGGUGUGGCCGUGUGCAUGUUGAACAUGUACCUGAAAGAGCAGAGUCACACCCAUGAGCAGCCAGAGUUUGUCCCUUAUUCCCACCUUCGCAUUCGCAGCAAGCGUUUCCCUUGGGGAGAUGGCAGCAAAAGCCUUUUCCACAACCCACACGUGAAUGCCCUCCCUGAUGGCUAUGAGGGUCACGACGAGUAAAGCCUCCCUCCAGACCUCCGAACUGGUACAGGGACCAGUCCUCCAUCAGCAUCUGUUACUGGACCACACUUCCAUUCACAGUUUACUCUUUAUUUUAUUUUAUGUUUACCUCUUUGCUCCCUACAUGAGGCACCUGAAAAACACUUCCGUUACUCUGGACCAUAAAACAAAAUCUCUGCUGAGACUGAAUUAACAUAAAUAAAAUAACUAUUAUUACCUCG
Molecule: messenger RNA, 559 nt
Organism: Notolabrus celidotus (New Zealand spotty)
Lineage: Eukaryota; Metazoa; Chordata; Actinopteri; Labriformes; Labridae
Product: cytochrome c oxidase subunit 6A, mitochondrial
Exons: 3
Coding region: 6-338 (110 amino acids)
Biological process (GO): mitochondrial electron transport, cytochrome c to oxygen
Cellular component (GO): mitochondrial inner membrane
Molecular function (GO): enzyme regulator activity
Source: RefSeq, a predicted model, not a curated record